This is a messenger RNA of Danaus plexippus (monarch butterfly), 2200 nucleotides long. RefSeq names its product T-complex protein 1 subunit epsilon (gene CCT5). Gene Ontology annotation, biological process: protein folding. The coding region runs from base 119 to 1744 and encodes 541 amino acids. Gene Ontology annotation, cellular component: chaperonin-containing T-complex. Lineage: Eukaryota; Metazoa; Arthropoda; Insecta; Lepidoptera; Nymphalidae. Gene Ontology annotation, molecular function: ATP-dependent protein folding chaperone; ATP hydrolysis activity; ATP binding. The transcript has 10 exons. The record is from RefSeq and is a predicted model, not a curated record.
CGUAUAAUCUGUGAUAUUCGUUUGUUUUAUUCUUCUAGAUUCGAAACCCAGUGGAAAUGGGGAUUUGUUUUUAAAUCCAUUUUAAUCCGUGAUCUGUCUUUAAAUAUUUUUGUGAAAAAUGUCCAUGUUUCCAGGAACAGUGGCCUUUGAUGAGUAUGGGCGUCCAUUUAUUAUCUUAAGGGACCAAGAAAACCAAAAACGGCUCACCGGUAUCGAUGCCUUAAAAUCGCAUAUCCAAGCCGCGCGUCAAAUAGCAGGUAUCCUGCGGACGUCGCUAGGUCCUCGCGGGCUGGACAAGAUGAUGGUGUCUUCAGACGGAGAGGUCACAGUCACCAACGACGGCGCCACCAUCCUCAAGCUCAUGGACGUGGAACACCAGAUCGGCAAACUCAUGGUGCAGCUAGCACAGAGCCAGGACGAUGAGAUCGGUGACGGUACCACAGGAGUGGUGGUGUUGGCCGGUGCACUGUUAGAGCAGGCGUCCAAUUUGUUAGACAAAGGCAUACAUCCCAUCAGAAUCGCCGAUGGGUUUGAGAUGGCGGCGGCGACCGCUGUAGCACACCUGGACAGCAUCAGUGAGCCGUUCCCAGUCAACAAGGACACAAGGGAACAUCUCAUCAAGGUGGCGAUGACCACCCUCGGCAGCAAAGUGGUGGUGAAAUGUCACAGGCUGAUGGCCGAGAUUGCUGUCGAUGCAAUCCUCUCAGUGGCUGAUUUGGAGAAGAGAGAUGUGAACUUUGAACUGAUCAAGGUUGAGGGCAAGGUCGGAGGAAGGAUGGAGGACUCGCAGCUGGUGAAGGGAGUCGUCAUCGACAAGACCAUGAGCCAUCCACAGAUGCCAAAGGAACUCAAGGAUGUGAAGCUGGCUAUCCUCACUUGUCCGUUUGAGCCGCCCAAGCCCAAGACCAAGCACAAGUUGCAAGUGGGCUCGGCCGAGGAGUACCGGGACCUUCGCAAAUAUGAACAUGAUAAGUUCUUAGAGAUGGUUCGGAGAGUUAAGGACGCGGGCGCUACGCUGGCCAUCUGUCAGUGGGGCUUCGACGACGAGGCGAACCACCUGCUGCUGUCUGAACAGCUUCCGGCCGUGCGGUGGGUCGGCGGACCAGAAAUGGAGCUCAUCGCCAUCGCCACGGGAGGAAGGAUCGUGCCGCGCUUCGAGGAGCUCUCCCCGGACAAGCUCGGUUACUGUGGGCUCGUCAAGGAACUCACUUUCGGUACGACCAAGGACGAGAUGUUGGUGAUCACGGAGUGCCGUAACUCUCGCGCGGUCACCGUCAUGGUCCGCGGCGGGUCCAAAGUCAUCGUGGAGGAGGCCAAGAGGUCCGUGCACGACGCGCUCUGUAUAGUGAGGGCGCUGGUCCAGGAUUCUCGCGUGGUGUACGGCGGCGGGUCGGCCGAGGUGUCGUGCUCGCUGGCCGUGGCGCGCGCGGCGGACAAGCUGUGCUCCUUGGACCAGUACUCCUUCAGGGCAUUCGCGGACGCGCUGGAAGCUGUGCCGCUGGCUCUGGCCGAGAACAGUGGUCUGUCUCCCAUCGACUCCCUGUCCGAGGUGAAGGCUCGUCAGGCCGCUGAGGGGAAGACGUGUCUCGGUAUAGACUGUAUGGGAAAUGGUUCCAACGACAUGAAAGCCCUAUCGGUGAUUGAGUCUCUCCACUCCAAGCGUCAACAAAUCUGCCUGGCCACUCAGCUGGUCAAGAUGAUACUUAAGAUAGACGACGUGCGCUCACCAGCAGACCAGGAGUAGACCAGUAGACCGACACCGGGACACGCUGGAUACAACCUCACGCAUAGACCGAAAAGAACAACUCGGUCUACGGAUGACAGAUUAUAAGACAUCAAUAGUUUUAUUGAAUCAUCAGUUGUAUCAAGAAUUGUCUGAUGGUCUGGCCGGAGGGAGAGGGACGUGCUCUCGGCGGGUUCCACUUUACAAUAUUAACUUAACUUUGUUCUGUGUAUUUUAAUUUAAUUAUAAUUUGCUCUGUAAGAUUGUUCACAAAGUUAUGUUUAAAGUGCAGGCGGACUGGAAAUAUUCUGUUUAGUAUUAAGAUUGUGUACCGCGUACGACUGAACUAGCCGAUACCGUGGCUCCGUCUGCAUUGAGUGUACACUAAAAAGUAAAAACGCUAGUUAUCGAUAUGCAAAUGUAUUUUUAUUACAAUGAAUGUAAUUGUUAACACAAUAAACUAAUUGAGCUUAACGA